AUGGGCUGUGGAACUUCUGCAAAUAAUGAAACUGUCGAUACAGAUAGUAGAAAAGAUAUCGACGAUUUAAUGGGCAAGAAAAUACCCAAAGUAUUUAUACGUUAUUGAAGUUUUAGUUUCUUAUACAACCUUAAUAUACUACUUAGGGAGUUCAGCAAUCGGAGAUGUCAGAUGGAGAGGACUAAAAAAAUGAUAUUCAAGGGGACUAUCAUAGACAAGGAAAAAAGGCGUAGAAAAAAUUUAAAGGUGGGGAUGAACAAAAUGUUCAAAUAGUGGAGAACAUUAUUAAGUUGGAUAAGACAAUAUAAAGUAAGGGAUUCAUUUUAAAUUAAAUAGAGAGUGAUAGAUAAAUGAUAGAGAAGAGUUUCAAGAGCCAUUUUGUAUUUUUUAAUUUGACUCAAUAAGCCAUCGAUUAUCUGAUAAAAAACUUGGUGUUCUGCACAUAGAAAAGAGAUUAGUUCAUAUUUCAAUAGGGAGAUUAAGUAUAUAAGCAAAUGAAUUUUAGGCUACAUCUUACUUCAUCGUCCAGAAAGGACAAGCAGAAGUUAUCAUAAACCAAAAAUAAGUGAAGGUGAUAUCAGAAGGAGACUAUUUUGGAGAGAUAGCCUUAUUAUACAAUGCCACAAGAAGUGCUUCAAUCAAAACCAUCAGUAUUUACAUAUUUCAUAAGUUUAGCUGACUGUAAUUUUUGGAUGCUCGACAGAGGAACCUUCAGGAAGGCAGUUGAAGAUAUGAUGAUAAAAGAAUAUGACGAGAACAGAAAGUUUAUUAACGAGGUUACAUUCUUUUCUUUUAUGACCCCAGAGUAAAGAGACUCAAUUGCUCAUGCAUUAAUUACAACUAAGUUUGAACCAGGAGAAACAAUUGUGAAUGAAGGAGAUUAGGCAGAUUCUUAUUAUGUAAUCAAGUCAGGCACUGUUGGAGUAUUCAAAGGGAAAAAGUAGAUCAACACGAUGGGGCCAAAAGACAGUUUUGGUGAGUAGGCUUUGUAUGAGAAAAGCACUAGAGGAGCAUCAGUUAGAGCUGAGUCUGAAGUCAAGUGUUUGGCAUUAGGAAGAGACAAUUUAACCAAAAUAUUGGGAGAUAAAGUAUAGUUGAUUAUCUUCAACAACAUAAUGAGAUGGAGUUUAGAAAAGAGCAGCAUUUUGAACUAAUUAACAAAAUUACAAUAGGAAAAGAUUACCUUGAAGGCCAAGAUAUAAAAUUACAAAAAAGGAUAAGUUAUAUUUUAGAAAGAUACUAAAUGUGAAUAAUUAGUAAUAGUUCUUGAAGGAACAUUAUAAAGUGAUGAUGAUAAAAUAGGGAAAGGAAAUUGUUUUGGUGACUAAUUUCUGUCUCAAAACAAAAAGAAUGAUUUGUUAUCAAGUGAUUAUUUAAUGGUUACUGAUGGUGUUUUAGCUACCAUUUCCUUUACUUAAAUGUUUAAAAUUCUUGGAGGAGAUUUUGAAACUGCAAUCCAAAAGAAAUUUGAAUCCCAUGAAGUAAAAAUUAAAAACAUUGCGAAUAGAGCAGAUGCUUCUCAUAUUCGUGUUGAAGAUCUAGUUUUCAUUAAGAAAUUAGGAUCUGGUUAAUUUGGAUGGGUUUAUCUAGUUAAACAUAAAGAUAUUGAUAGUUGUUAUGCUCUGAAGAGUGUAUCUAAGGCUUCGAUUGUUGAAUAAAGUUUAGAAAGACAUGUUUUACAAGAGAAAAUGGUUUUGGAAUUAUGCAAUUUCCCAUUUGUGAUGCAAUUUGUCAGAACAUUCAAAGAUGAAAUUUCUGUUUACUUCCUUGUCUAAUAUAUCAGAGGGAUGGAGCUCUUCGAUGUGAUCAGGGAAAUCGGAUUAUUGAAUAAAGAACAAACCCAAUUUUAUAUUGGAACUAUGAUCUUAUGCUUGGAAUAUCUCCACUCCAAUGGAAUUGUCUAUAGAGAUUUGAAGCCUGAGAAUAUAAUGGUUAAUUCUGAUGGGAUCAUGAUUUUGAUAGAUCUGGGAACUGCAAAGUAAAUCAGUAAAGCCAAAGGAUAAAGAACUUACACCAUCAUCGGCACUCCACAUUACAUGGCCCCUGAGAUCAUUCUUGGUAAGGGUUACUCUUAUCAUGUCGAUUUGUGGAGUGUAGGCAUUUGCUGUUACGAAUUCCUAUGCGGAGGAGUGCCAUAUGCUGAGGACAUCGAGGUAACCCUUAUAUUGUUAUAGAGUAGGAUCCAUAUGAGAUUUAUGAAGAAAUCAUGAACAACUAAUUAAAGUUCCCUCAUUUCUUCAGAGAUCGAUCAGCUAAAAGAUACAUCGAACAGUUAUUGUCUAAACAACCUGAAGCUAGAUUAGGAACUUCCUAUGCUGGUUUAAAAGCCCAUGCUUGGUUUGAUGAUUUUGAUUGGGAUAAACUAUUUAGUCAUUAAUUACCACCACCUGUACGUAUAUGUUAUAUGGCUUUAGUAUGUCCCUCCUAAAGAAAGAUUGAUUGGGGAUUUCGAGAUUGAUAAAAAAUUCUAAUAAGGCAAACUAGUUGUAUCCGAGAUAAAGACAGAAUAGCAAUAACAGAAAAUAAAAUACAGAAAAGAACUAGCAAAAGAUCCAAAUUGGGAUAAAUCAUUUUGAUGUAGAAAAUAU
Molecule: messenger RNA, 2588 nt
Organism: Paramecium octaurelia
Lineage: Eukaryota; Ciliophora; Oligohymenophorea; Peniculida; Parameciidae
Source: the annotation of a GenBank genome assembly